CGAGGGAAGGGCCAGGGGAGGUGUGGACGACUACAGAGUGAGAGCGACUCCACGAGACGAACGAGCUCACAUCGCUUUUCCCAACCGGCGCACGCGAGAGGAAGAGGGAGAUUUUCUUAUACAAUGACGACGACAGCUGCGGAAAGUGAUCCCCGCCUCGCCCACAUCAAGGAGUCGAUUCGUACCAUCCCCGGUUUCCCAAAGGCCGGUAUCCUUUUCCGCGAUGUGACGACUCUUCUGCUUGAUCACAAAGCUUUUAAGGACACCACUGACAUUUUUGUCGAACGAUACAAGGACAUGAAAAUAGACGUCGUUGUUGGAAUUGAAGCACGAGGUUUCAUAUUUGGCCCACCGAUUGCACUCGCUAUUGGAGCGAAAUUUGUUCCUCAACGAAAGCCCAAGAAGCUACCAGGCCCUGUUGUCGGUGAGGAGUACGAGUUGGAGUACGGUACAGACCGAAUUGAGAUGCACGUUGGAGCCGUGCAGCCCGGUGAACGCUGUUUGAUUGUGGACGAUCUUAUUGCAACCGGGGGUACACUUGCUGCAGGAAUAAGGCUACUAGAGCGCGUCGGUGCCGAGGUUGUGGAGUGUGCCUGCUUGAUCGAGCUUUCGGAUCUGAAGGGCCGUGAGAAACUGAAAGGCAAGCCUCUGUUCAUCCUGGUAGACUUCGAGGGAGAGUAAAUUUCACAACGUCACGUCUCUCCAUCUUUGGUCCAUGGCUUUUGUUACGGCAAGUUUUGAGCCGCUUCAGUCCUGCUGAGCUUGAGCGGUUCCACCGUACCUCGAUUAGGUUGGUGAGGUAGAGUAGUAGAUAAUUUAUAGCCAAGCCAUCUUGGCAUUUCUUUUUCGUGAGGCGAAGCCUCCAGAGCACCUAAUAUUUAUUGAGAUUUUGAUGUAAUGUUAAUAACGAAAUCUAUGAGGCCAAAUUGAUGCCCAUCAGGGUUACA
Marchantia polymorpha subsp. ruderalis is the source of this 947-nucleotide messenger RNA. The record is from the annotation of a GenBank genome assembly. NCBI's taxonomy places the organism in Eukaryota, Viridiplantae, Streptophyta, Marchantiopsida, Marchantiales, Marchantiaceae.